Danio rerio (zebrafish) is the source of this 1866-nucleotide messenger RNA. The record is from RefSeq and is a predicted model, not a curated record. NCBI's taxonomy places the organism in Eukaryota, Metazoa, Chordata, Actinopteri, Cypriniformes, Danionidae.
ACUUCGCUGCUGGGGAGUUUGAAGGAGAUGGUGUGAUGAGCCGCCGAAGGGUCUCGGUGAAAGACCUGGGCCAGGGCGACUGUCAGGGCUGGUUGUACAAAAGAAAGGAAAGCAAAGGACUCUUGGGCUGGAAGUGGAAGAAGUUUUGGUUUGUGCUGAAGAAAUGCUCGCUCUAUUGGUACACGUCGGACAUGGCGGAGAAAGCCGAGGGCUACAUCAACCUGAGAGACUUCACUAUAGAACAGGCUACCGAAUGCAAGAAGAAAUUUGCGAUGAAAGCGAGCCACCUCCACGUGCUGACACUCUACUUUGCAGCCGAGAGCAUGAAAGACAUGAACAAAUGGCUGGCUAAACUCACCCAGGCUUCAAAUGAACCCGAGCCCACAGACUCGACCAACGGAGAGUGCUACAGCGAAGAGAGUGACGAUGAGGACGAUGAAGAGAUGUGUGUGGAGUAUAUGGAUCAGCUGACCCCCGGCUCUCUGCAUGGUUGUCUUCCUCCUCCCCGCUCGUCCUCCUCUCCAUUUCAGGACGUGAUCCCACUGGUUUCUUCAGUCUGCAGCCGUACAGAGACCCAAAGUGCAGACAGCGAGUCCUGGCAGGAGAUCAGCUCCGAGGAAGAUCCCAUCCUCAAAAUCCAGCAGUGCAAAGGAAAUGACGGUCCUGCAUCAGACGAGAUGGAGAUGCUGUAUCUCCAUCUGAAGGAGGCCAGUUUGUCUCCCACUGGAGCCCUGCAGCCCUUCACCAAACGCGACUUCAGAUCCUCCUUCAUCAGACGCUGCAAAGAUGAGAACAUUAAUGACAAACUGCACUUGAUCAGAGCUCUAAACAGCACUUUAAAGGCUAAGGAGGCUGAUCUGCAGGCCAUCGAGCAGGUUUUGAGUGAACCAUCUCUAAACAGGUCUAAAUACAGACAGUGGCGAGACGCGAAUGUGCUCCUGCUGCAGGAGAUCGGAGAGAAACACAAGAGCGAUGUGGAGAAACCGAUGGUUCAGACUCGACCUCAGCGCCAGUCGCUGUACGGCCCCAACACUGCUGUCCCUGCUGCACGCGUUUACACAGAGACCAGCCUGUGAAGACCACAAGACCGUUACACACUCAAACAAACACUCCUCAACACUGGAGAUACACAUCGAGGAACUGAAGUAAAACGAUGGUUGGUCAGUUUUCUCUAAAUUUCAGAGCCAAACUCCUCUCUUUGAUUAUUUGGGAUCGUUUUAAACUUAUUUAUUUGCUUGUUCACAUCAUUUAUUGUCUUGAUAAGAUGUGUUUGUAAUGCUUUACCAGUUAAACCGUUGUUUUAAAUAGGAUUUUGGACUUUUUGGGGGUUGAAAAUUGUAAAUAUGAUAACUUGUGGAACAUUAGUGACUUUAAAACAUGUCACGGUAAUAUUUCUACAUCAUUUUCACCCUCAUACAGUAUGUAUUUAAAGCCCCUGUGUUCUUGUAUGAAAUCUACGCUCCGUUUUCUCAACUUUACCCUUAAAAUCUUUUUAGGAGUUUAAAAUUGACCUGUUUUUAACGUGGUCUUUGUUUUUAUUUUUUUAGAUGUACAUAUUUUAGGAUUUUACAAAUACCUGUACAGACAAGUGUGUUAAGUAUUGUACAUUUUUGUUUAAAUGUCUGUGAUUCAACUGUAUAGAUGUUUACUCUUUGGAUUAUUCAUUUAUGGUGAAAGUGUGCGAAAGGAAAUAAAAAUGUCUGUUUUUUUUGGUUCUUUCUAAAUGUGAAAGAAAUCUCACUAUUUAAUAGGUUUAUUACCUGCUUAUUAACUGUAUAUUAGUACUUAUAACGUAGAUCUUAUUCUACAGGGUGGGCCAUUUAUAUGGAUACACCUUAAUAAAAUGGGAAUGGUUGGUGAUAAUAA